This is a messenger RNA of Alosa sapidissima (American shad), 2192 nucleotides long. Its product is annotated as neutral cholesterol ester hydrolase 1-like. NCBI's taxonomy places the organism in Eukaryota, Metazoa, Chordata, Actinopteri, Clupeiformes, Clupeidae. Gene Ontology annotation, cellular component: membrane. The coding region runs from base 122 to 1336 and encodes 404 amino acids. The transcript is spliced from 5 exons. The record is from RefSeq and is a predicted model, not a curated record. Gene Ontology annotation, molecular function: carboxylic ester hydrolase activity.
UUUCCUUUGAUUUCCCUCUUUGACAGAAUUUCAGAAUCACAACACGAUCGACCAACUCUUUUAUAACUUCCCAGUCAGUCAGAUGAGGUGACAGAGACAACUUUAGGUCAACAAACUUAUAAUGAAGCUGUUCUGUUUUGCUACAUUGUUACUAUCUCUUGCUCUUGCAUAUUAUGUCUAUACCCCAAUGCCUGAAACCAUUUCAGAACCAUGGAAACUCAUGAUUUUGGAUGCAGCUAUUCGCUCCAUGAUGCACGUGGGGGCCUUUUUGCAGACAUUAGGUAUCUGCCAUCAAGUUCACGUGAUACGCUUCGUGCAGCAAAUGCAACCUAUGCCCAGUGGAGAUACUAAGGUCCAAGACCUCACCUUUGCUGGGGUGCAAGUGCGAGUGUACGAGGGGACAGGAGGGGAGGAAGGCAGGCUGAGGAGAGGAAUGGUCUUCCUGCAUGGUGGGGGCUGGGCUUUGGCAUCUACCAAGGAGCGAUCCUAUGACCAUCUCUGCAGGAAAAUGGCAGACGAGCUGAAAGCAGUCAUUGUAUCUGUGGAAUACCGCCUGGCCCCUGAGGUCCACUUCCCAAAGCAGUAUGACGACUGCCUGGAGGCCACCAAGCACUUCCUGACCCCUGAGGUGCUGGCCCUCUACUCCGUGGACCCUGCGCAUGUGGGAAUAGCAGGGGACAGCGCUGGGGGAAACCUGGCAGCCGCGGUGGCUCAGCAGAUCAGUGUGGAUGACACCAUUUCAGUGAAGCUCCGGGUGCAGGCCUUGAUAUAUCCUGUGCUCCAAGCCCUGGAUUUCAACACCCCUUCAUACCAGCAGAAUCAUAACAUACCCAUUCUUUACCGGUCUUCUAUGGUCCAUUUCUGGCUUGAAUAUCUAGACGCUGAUCACACCUUAAUCCAUACCAUGCUUAUUAACAACCACACCGCCAAAGACCAGAAGGCACUGUCCAAGCAUCGUGCCAAGUUCGACUGGACCGCCCUCCUCAGCCCAGAAUUCCAGAAAAACUACAAGGCUGUCGUGCCACGCAAGGGGUCACCUAAGAUCCUGAAGAAGGUUCCGGCACUGCUGGACGUGCGUGCUGCACCGCUGCUGGCAGAAGAAGUGGUUCUGCAGAAGACACCACAGGCCUAUGUUCUGACCUGCGAGCACGACGUCCUGCGGGAUGACGGGCUGAUGUAUGCCCGACGCCUUGAGCAGGCUGGGGUGAAAGUCACCAGCGAUCACUACGCUGACGGCUUCCACGGCUGCCUAUCUUUUGCCUCCGACCCUAUCAAAUUCUCAGUGGGAGAGCGGGCCGUGCAGAACUACAUCUCUUGGCUCAAUGAUAAUCUGUAGUCUUUGCAUUAGAGGUUCAUCACAACACUGUGCUUAGCAUAGAUCAUUUUUUCUCACUAAUGUUUCAAAGAAAUAUUCUUCCCAAAACUGCUACUGUGUACUGUGCAACUUUGUUGACUGCUCCAGCUCUUACUUUCAGAUUUUAGUGUGUUUGAGGAAAUGUGUUAUAAAGUUAAGGCCUUGCAAAGUGUUGUAGAUCAGUUUUAAACUGAUCCACUGUGUCUGUGUUCCACUGAUCCACUGUGUCUGAAAAUAUACAUUUGUCUGGAAAAGUAAGUCUAGUUCCAUUACAGAGCACUUCUAAAAGUAUGUCUCUUACUUCUCAGUAAUAUGAUUUCCAAAUUUCCACCAUACCUGAGAUUUUGCCAUGUAACCAACUCAAAGCAACAUUGAUCAAUGAACUCCUGAAAUGGCAAUUUCUUUUGAGCUGCUUUUUCAAAAUGAAUUUAGAUUUUAUAUGGCUCAUCAUCUCCCACUCAAACUCCAAGUUAGUUCCUAAACCCUAUAGGGUCCACAUGACACCUACACAGGAGAUUCGUGUUCCAGCCUGGAAACAAAAACACAGCACAUUCACUUACAAAGAUACUAUAUACAUGAUUGUGCAUUUUAGCAUUUCAUACAGUACACUGGAAUCAAACAACCAAUAGAACCUGCUCUCUUUCUCUCUCUCUCUCUCAGCAGCAAUGCCACAGUGAAUUACUUUCUGAUGACAGCCUAAAGUGCACAAUGAUGAAAUGGCCACAUACCAAAACUCAUGCCCCUUAGUAGAACAUUCAGUUCGGUCCAUGCAGUUCGGUCCAUGCAAUAGCUUAUUACUGAAUUAAAUUAAAUGAAAUAUCUUUAUACCCACUACAAA